This is a messenger RNA of Abrus precatorius (Indian licorice), 2354 nucleotides long. RefSeq names its product probable serine/threonine-protein kinase PIX7. Gene Ontology annotation, biological process: protein phosphorylation. The coding region runs from base 453 to 1880 and encodes 475 amino acids. NCBI's taxonomy places the organism in Eukaryota, Viridiplantae, Streptophyta, Magnoliopsida, Fabales, Fabaceae. The transcript has 6 exons. Gene Ontology annotation, molecular function: ATP binding; protein kinase activity. The record is from RefSeq and is a predicted model, not a curated record.
GCUCUUCUCAAAAAAGCAAAAACAUAAAGAAAUGGCUGUCACUUUCUCUCUCUUGCCCACACUGCCCCGUUGCCUACUUUCACAUUUGAAGGCUGCCCGGCCGGCCCGCUGUUGAAAAAAUUUCUCUUUCACAUGCAACAAUCUCCCACUGCCUCUCUCUUCCACCACCUACAGCCCCUUUGGACUGAUUUUCAGAACUGCCUUUGUUUGUUUUGGUUUUUACUCAUUUAGCUGUGUACUUUUGUUGAUCCUUUUGUUGUCAUUCAAAACAGUGAUUUUGUUCUUUUAGUUAUAUUGAUUGUGAUGAUGAUCAUCAUCAUCAUGAUGGGUUCCAAAGCCUUCAAUUAUUGAAACUCUGGUUGCUUGAAGUGGCUUUAUAUUUUUUUUUCCUGAAGUUUGAAACUUUUGGAGACUUUUGAUUAUGUAAAUUUUUUGGUAGGAGUUUUUGGAAGAUGGGGUUUAGGAAUAAUGCAAUUCAGGCUGGGAGUUUGGAUGUGGGAAAGUCAAAGGGAAGGAUGAAGCGGGAUGGUGGUGAAAAGGAGAUUGGAUGUUGUAUUAAAUUCUGUUUCAUUGGCAGCUGCAUACCUUCAAGAUCAAAGGUUGAUAACUCCAUAAGUGGCACUAGUGCUCAUAGUGUGGAAAGAACAUCUGCAUGUGAGAAAAGAAAGAAGGAAACAAGUGCUCCUCCAGGGUCCUCUACAACAACCAGUAAUGCAGAAAGUAUCCCUUCCACUCCAAAAUUCAGUGAGGAGUUGAAGGUUUCUUCUCGUUUGAGAAAAUUUACGUUCAAUGAGCUUAAGAUGGCUACAAGGAAUUUCAGACCAGAGAGUCUUCUUGGUGAAGGAGGGUUUGGUUGUGUUUUCAAGGGUUGGAUUGAGGAAAAUGGAACUGCACCUGUGAAACCAGGUACCGGGCUUACUGUUGCAGUCAAGACCCUCAACCAUGAUGGUCUUCAGGGUCACAAAGAGUGGCUUGCAGAGUUAAACAUUCUUGGUGACCUUGUCCAUCCGAAUCUGGUUAAAUUGAUUGGUUUCUGUAUUGAAGAUGACCAAAGAUUAUUGGUUUAUGAAUUUAUGCCCCGUGGAAGUUUGGAGAAUCACCUCUUCAGAAGGUCCUUGCCUCUUCCUUGGUCUAUCAGAAUGAAAAUUGCACUUGGUGCUGCAAAAGGUCUUUCUUUUCUUCAUGAAGAAGCGCAGAGGCCUGUAAUCUAUCGUGAUUUCAAGACAUCUAAUAUUCUAUUAGAUGCGGAAUACAAUGCGAAGCUCUCUGAUUUUGGACUUGCCAAAGAUGGUCCUGAAGGGGAAAAGACACACAUAUCAACAAGAGUUAUGGGAACGUAUGGUUAUGCAGCUCCUGAGUAUGUGAUGACUGGGCAUUUGACAUCAAAAAGUGACGUCUAUAGUUUUGGAGUAGUGCUACUUGAAAUGCUCACUGGGCGGCGAUCUAUCGAUAAGAAUAGACCAAAUGGGGAACACAAUCUUGUGGAGUGGGCAAGACCUGUACUUGGAGACCGGAGGUUGUUAUUCCGCAUAAUUGAUCCUCGCCUUGAAGGCCACUUCUCUGUUAAAGGGGCACAAAAAGCUGCCCAGCUAGCUGCUCAAUGCCUUAGCCGCGAUCCAAAAUCAAGACCUGUGAUGAGUGAAGUUGUUCAAGUUCUAAAGCCUUUGCAAACCCUCAAGGAUAUGGCUAUCUCAUCUUAUCACUUCCAGGUUGUGCGAGUAGAUCGUACCAUGUCCAUGCCAAAUUCUAAAAAUGGCAUGCAAACACAGUUAGCAUCUUUAUCAAGGAAGGGUCAACCUGUAAGGACCUUGUCCAGUCCACGUGGUCCACAUGGUUCUCCGUAUCAUCAUUAUAUGAAGUCACCAAAACCAAAUGGAUAAGAAGCAUUUUCUCUCUUUCAUUUGCUUCUCUAUUCAUUCAGUUCCCUCAACAUAGGCUAUCAACUGAACAGAAACUGUGUGUGUUUUGAAAAUUGCUCUAAUUGUCUUAUGUGAAAUUUGGUGGGGGGAACAUGAGACAGUUUACUACUAUAUAUAGUGGGGACUGAGUUGACACAAGAUGAAGAGCAAAGUAGAAUACACAGCUUUCACUUGGGAAAUUUGUUUCUGUGAAGUUGUUAUACUUUUUCUACCAUUACAUAAUCAUAGGCUUUUUUCUUCCUUUCAGAAUGUAUUUUUGUAAAGAAAACGAGGGGUGGUGUUAACUCAUGUGAUGCAUAGAUAUUUUUACAUACUCAUUCGUCAAUGUACUUUUCAAUUAACACUUAUCAAUGUAAUUAAAUGUUAUACUUGUACGAAAAACUUGCUAGAGUUAUGUAAUUUGAACGACUUGAAGUUAUGGACAUUUUUCUUUUG